Messenger RNA from Metschnikowia bicuspidata var. bicuspidata NRRL YB-4993, 909 nucleotides. RefSeq lists its product as uncharacterized. NCBI's taxonomy places the organism in Eukaryota, Fungi, Ascomycota, Pichiomycetes, Serinales, Metschnikowiaceae. The annotation marks the transcript as partial. The record is from RefSeq and is a predicted model, not a curated record. Gene Ontology annotation, molecular function: oxygen binding; nitric oxide dioxygenase [NAD(P)H] activity; FAD binding. Gene Ontology annotation, biological process: cellular response to nitrosative stress; nitric oxide catabolic process. Gene Ontology annotation, cellular component: intracellular anatomical structure. The transcript has a single exon.
AGCUCCGCGUACUCGGGCUACCGGGGCAACUACAAAGUCACGCGCGUGGCCAGCCGCACGUCCAUGGCGUCGGCGCUCUACGUCAAGUCGCAGUACCGUGUCUCCUUAGACCUCUCAGCCAAGGAAAUCUCGCUUUUGCGGUACAUGUGGAACCAGAUGCUUGGCGAGGAGCUGGCGGAGGAGAAAAGCGGCCGCCCCAGCUCCGCGUUGCCAAUCCCGGGCUCGCUCUGGGCCCAGGCCAAGGAGAAGCCCGCGUCCAGCACGCCGCGCCAUGCGCUCGGCGCGUCGUCCAUGUUCUGCUCGCAGUUGUACCUGAACUUGCUCACCAUGGACCCGGGGCUCGAGGUGGAGUUCCCGCUGCUCCGGCACCAGGCGGUAUCCAUGGCCGGCGUGCUUUCGCUCGCGGUCAACUCGUUCGAGAACUUGGCCCAGCUCGACGACUACCUCGUGGAGUUGGGCAACCGCCACUCGCGCAUCUUGGGAAUCGAGCCUGCGCAAUUCGAGUUGAUGGGCGAGGCGUUUAUCCAGACGUUCCACGAGCGUUUCGGCACGCGGUUCACCCACGAGUUGGAGGUGCUCUGGAUCAAGUUCUACAUGUACUUGGCCAACUCGUUGCUCCAGUUCGGGCUCGACCCGGUGAUGCGGCCCGACUACAUGCACAACGGCCCCUACGCCGUGGCGGACCUGGCGGCCGAGCUGAUCUUCACGGCGGAGUCCGACGACAUCAUGACUAUGAACAACUCCAUGCAACGCGAGUACACUGCGACGGACAUGUCGUCGAUGGGCUCCAUGCCCAAAGCGUCCAGCUUUGCCCGCCACGGCAGCGUGGGCGGCACGAGUCCCAUGGACAAGACGGGCGUGUCUCUGGUACUGGCGCAGGCGUCACAGCCAGCCCGCACCAAGAAGAAG